CCGGAUAUGAUACGGCAGCAACCAAUGGCGCGCGUCCCGGCGGUCGUCCUGUCGCUGGGGUCGCCCCUGCUGCGCACAGUCUGCACGCCCGUGGCGGCGUCGGAGCUGCACUCGGUGGCGUUUGCGCAAGAGACUGCGCAGCUCACUGCGACGCUCGAGGCUUUUCGAGCCACACACGGCUUUGGCCGGGGCAUAGCGGCGCCCCAGAUUGGCAUCACCAAGCGCUUUCUCGCUCUCAAUCUCGGCGACGGUCCGCGCGUGCUCAUCAACCCGACAAUCACGCGUUGGAGCAAAGAUACCUUUACGAUGUGGGACGAUUGCAUGUGCUUUCCGGACCUCCUCGUCAAAGUCCGUCGUCAUGCUUCGAUCGAAGUGGCGUUCAGCGAUGAAGUGGGCAACGUGCAGGUGUGGCAACACUUGGACCGACCAACGUCAGAGCUCCUGCAGCACGAAAUCGACCAUCUCGACGGCCUUCUCGCUACGGACCGAGCCCUAGGUCAGCCUCACACGAUGGGUGCGAACGAGCUCCUCGCGGCUUUUCCCGACGUCAUCAUCGCCCGGGAUGCGUUCGAAGCCAACAAACCGACCUUCAUGGCCAUGGUCGACUAUACGAUUUAGCUGCGCACUCGUCGCUAGCUGAGCUGUGGCAUGAGCAAGGGAUAUAAAAACACUUUAUAUCCUUGGGCAUGAGUUGCUCGCGGUCAUGUGGAUUCUACUAGUGCACGGAGUUUCGAUUGUCGCGUAGUACUUGAUCGAUCGCACUCGCUUCCUUUCCCAAGCACGCCCACG
Molecule: messenger RNA, 789 nt
Organism: Saprolegnia diclina VS20
Lineage: Eukaryota; Oomycota; Saprolegniomycetes; Saprolegniales; Saprolegniaceae
Exons: 1
Coding region: 7-618 (203 amino acids)
Biological process (GO): peptidyl-methionine modification; N-terminal protein amino acid modification
Cellular component (GO): mitochondrion
Molecular function (GO): peptide deformylase activity
Source: RefSeq, a predicted model, not a curated record